AUGUCCAGUGGUGGAUUUGAAGUCAAAGGUGCAAGAGCUCCCUCAGUCUUGUCCAGUCAUCGACCGAAAUCAUCAACUAAAAAUGGCUACCAUAUUUUAGCACACACGUCUUCGGUGGAUGAAUUGUUAUUUAGCUCUCAGCACCCUUCUAGACUGAAUGAUCCUAUCAUCAAUUUUAAAGCACCUUGGGACCACCCAAAGCCACAACCUCCAUUUCAUACAUUUGGAACUGUACAAGAAAAAAUAGAAACCAGGAACAAAGUGCGAGGGCCACCCCUUCUGUGGUGCCCUGCACCAGGUUCGGCCACACACACUAGAGAGAAAACUAAAACCAGGUCAAGUGUAGAUGAUGCUGGCUAUCUCUGGAGCACCCGGGGUCACUUUCGGCACCUGAAGCAUAAGCCAACUUUUGUUGAUGAAACUUUGUUUGGUCCAAGGUUGGAAGAACCUUCCUUUAAGGCUCCUUGGGAUGUUAAAAAGAACUCAGAGAUGAAACAUUCAAACUACUGUAAUGUAGAUGUGGUAGACAACAAGGAGGCAUUGACCCAUGGUGCUCUAAGCGAUUUCAGGCGAACAAGUAUUUCUCGUCCAGAAUCUGCUCGUGGAGUUUCUGGCCAUCCUGAGCCGCAGAACCAUGGUGCUAAAGUAGUCAAACCAGUCUGGAAGCCGUGA
This is a messenger RNA of Candidula unifasciata, 672 nucleotides long. Lineage: Eukaryota; Metazoa; Mollusca; Gastropoda; Stylommatophora; Geomitridae. The record is from the annotation of a GenBank genome assembly.